AAAAAUCGGGAUUUUCUCCCAAAGCUUCCAGAAUAUUCGCAGUUCUGGCCCUAAAUUGUGAUACAGAGUGCACAAGUCCCUUUCACGCUGUCCUUCUCGAGUAUUUAAUCGACUUGGGUGGACUUUUUGACCUCCACAGAGAAAGCCAGAGAGAAAUAAGACAUGAUUCUACAAUUCUGCGCCACGUUCUUCAUGGUGACGAUCCUCGCGGCGUCGGCAAUCCCAAAACCGGAGGAGAAGCGAGUUGUGGACUAUGAUCUGUCGGAUGCCCAGCACUUCCAGAAUGAGCAGCACAACACACAGUACGAUCACGAGGCGUUCCUGGGAAAGGAAGAGGCCAAAACGUUCGACCAGCUGCCGCCGGAGGAGAGCAGGCGACGCCUGGGGGUAAUUGUCGAGAAAAUUGAUUCCGACGGCGAUAAGCUGGUGGAUUUGGGUGAGCUGAAGAAUUGGAUUCAAUUCACGCAGAGGCGCUACAUUGAGGACGACGUGGAGCGCCAGUGGAAGCAGCACAAUCCAUCGGGCAAUGAGACCAUCCCGUGGGAGGCGUACCGGAAGGCCGUGUAUGGCUUCAUGGACGACAUGGAUCCGCGGGAUCUGGAUCGGGAGGAUGAGGGAUUCUCUUACAAAGCCAUGCUGACGCGCGACCGCCGGCGGUGGAGCUUCGCAGACAAGGACGGAGAUGACCAUCUGUCGCGGAAGGAGUUCACCGACUUCCUCCACCCCGAGGACAGCUCGCGGAUGCGCGACGUGGUCAUCACGGAGACGAUCGAGGACAUCGACAAGAACGCCGAUGGCAAGGUCUCCGUGGACGAGUACAUCGGCGACAUGUACAGGGCCAGUGAGGACGGCGAGGAGGAGCCCGAGUGGGUGAAGAACGAGCGCGACACGUUCGCCAAGUACCGCGACAAGGACGGCGACGGCUUCCUCAACAGCGAGGAAGUGCGCGACUGGAUCAUUCCCGCGGACUUUGACCACGCCGAGGCUGAGGCGCGCCACUUAAUCUACGAGGCCGACACGGACGCCGACGAGAAGCUGACCAAAGACGAGAUCCUGGACAAGUACGACCUCUUCGUCGGCUCACAGGCAACGGACUUUGGCGAGGCUCUCACACGCCACGAUGAAUUCUAAGCAGCCCCUCGAGAGCUCUCUCCUUUGUGAAUCUCGCGCCAUGCAAUCUUGAACAACUUAACACAAAAAUUCCCCUAAUGUUCUCGCGCGCAUCUUUGUAGUGCCAAAGCAAUUUUUGUUCAUCAUUAUUUUUAUGUGGAAAAUGUCUCACUCAUUCUCAUGCAUUUUUCAACUCGAUGUCUCGCAUUAUUUUUUGUACUAAUAAAAGAGAUUUGAGAAUAUA
Messenger RNA from Phlebotomus argentipes, 1354 nucleotides. RefSeq names its product calumenin (gene scf). The transcript is spliced from 3 exons. Lineage: Eukaryota; Metazoa; Arthropoda; Insecta; Diptera; Psychodidae. Gene Ontology annotation, molecular function: calcium ion binding. The record is from RefSeq and is a predicted model, not a curated record. Gene Ontology annotation, cellular component: endoplasmic reticulum. Bases 163 to 1131 code for a protein of 322 amino acids.